AUGAACUAUACAGCCAAUAAAGGAGUCGCUUACACAAGGAUCACAUCAUAUGAUAAACCAGGAUACAGAUCCUCCUCUAUUUUUCGUCUUUGGGAAUAUCAUAACAAUCCUAAUGAUUCGAAGUUGCUACCCAAAGAGUUAAGUUGGUUGGUAACAAACUUAUCCAUUGUAACUUUUGAAUAGAAAUUCACUUGGGCUUGA
Molecule: messenger RNA, 201 nt
Organism: Paramecium tetraurelia
Lineage: Eukaryota; Ciliophora; Oligohymenophorea; Peniculida; Parameciidae
Exons: 2
Source: RefSeq, a predicted model, not a curated record